AUGUCGAAUACAAUCGAAGGAUCGCGAGAGCAUCAACAGGCUGCUGAAGGGCGAGCAGAAACAAAUCAUGGAGAUGGACUACAACACGAUGCUCGAAUGCCAACCCCUGGAGGCAACGAUGCGAAUAGAAGCACCAAUGCACACACAGACGACGACAAAGAGAACUUGAGUAUCUUGCGGGAUAUUCUUCAGACAUUGAAGGACUCUACAAUCAUCGAACCAAGCGGGAGAGAUGUCAGAUCACGCUUUUGGGCGAGCUAUCAGAAGCUUUCAACUGAAUAUGAUAAUGAAUUUUUGGAACGCUGCCGCGGGGACAUGGACAUAAUCCUGAUCUUUUCUGGCCUCUUCUCCGCCGUUAGCACAGCCUUUAUCAUUGCCAUGCAGCCCAAUCCGAGUGAUACUACAAAUGCUCUUUUGGCACAGCUUAUCCGGGACAAGAAUAACGUGCAGGGCGGCGAUCCGAUACCCUCAGCUUCAUCGAGAGGCGUGUGGUUCCAGGCCUUGGCUUAUGCUAGCCUCUUAUUGAGCCUUCUCGCUGCUUUCGGUGCAGUUCUUGGUAAACAGUGGCUUUCUCACUAUAAAUCAAGUGGUCGCGGUCAUGGUUCUCUCGAGGAGUGCAGCAUCAGGAGGCAACAAAAAUUGGACGGAAUUAAAGAAUGGCAUUUAGAUGCCGUCUUACAGUCAUUUCUCGUGCUCAUGCAACUUUCCCUCUUUUUCUUUGAGGCUGCACUCUCCUCUUAUGUUUGGGCCGAAAGCCAUGCAAUGUCUGGUGUUGUCAUUGCAAUGACAACUAUUGGCUUUAUCUUCUACACUGGCACAAUCUGUGUGUCAUUUAAGUCAGAGGACUGUCCAUUCCAGACUCCUGUGUCGACUCUUCUGCGGUUGGUUUGGAAUAGAUUAUGUGCAAUCUCUCAAAGCCUUACCUCUGCUUUUAUCAUUGUCAAGCUCUUGAGAGGAAUGAAGUUUGCUCUGAUUUGGAUCCAAUCUGCCUUCUCAGUGACAAUCUCGAAUGAUACAGAACAGCAAAUGAAAGAAGAAGCAGAAUGUUCUGGUGGCCCAAAGUCUGACAUUGACCUCAGGUCAACCUGCCUUCCAUCACUGAACUGGCUCUUUGAAACUUCCACGGACUCGGAGAUGAUUACAGCGGCUGCUUGCCUAGUGCCAGAAUUGGACAUAAGCCUUUUUGGGGCUCUGAAGGUGUCACCCAUAGAGUCACAACUGCCAGAUAUGUUCAUGAAAUGCUUUGAUGACCAGGCUCAUUGUAUUUCUGGGGCCUUUGACAAAGCUAUUGCAUUUGGUCUUGCACUUUCUCACUUGUACUGGAGACGAUACUUUCCAGGAGGAAAUUCUGGAUCUGCAAUAGUUCUUCCAGGAUUAUCAGAAUGUCAAGUUCAACAUGAUCAGGUUGACCUUACUGACUCAAAAACUCGCAUACACAAAGCAAUGAUGAUCAAUGGAGAUUUCUGGGACUGUUGGAAGUACCUUGAAUCACAGGAUCCUCAUUUUAUGUUGGUCUCUCAGAUUGGUCUUGGACAGAUGACAUGGAAAACAUUCAUCCGGGUUUUUCAUACGCCUUCCUUUGCUCCCAAUCAUUGCAGCAGCCAUUUGAGCUAG
Sparassis crispa is the source of this 1614-nucleotide messenger RNA. RefSeq lists its product as hypothetical. Bases 1 to 1614 code for a protein of 537 amino acids. The record is from RefSeq and is a predicted model, not a curated record. The transcript has 7 exons. Lineage: Eukaryota; Fungi; Basidiomycota; Agaricomycetes; Polyporales; Sparassidaceae.